UAACGCACUAAUUUGUGGGCAUAUGUCUGGUAUGGCUGUGUUCGACAAGUGCUCUGUCCUUUUGGAACUGAAAAACUUGCCAUUUAAGGAAAGGAAGUUCCUGAAACAGUCUGUGAUGGAAAAUGGAGGCAGCCUUUGUUUCGUUGUCACUAAACAAGCGUCCCAACCUUUAGAGGACUACAUGUUGGACAUGUCCUCGUUCGACGCAUUCUUUCACAUGGUUCCUCUCUCCUCAAUUAAGACAAAUCCAUUCAAAGAUCAAGUGAGCGGCGACAUCAUCAAGCCUUCCAGCAAUGAACCCAUCCCCACAGAUAAGAGUGGAAGAGUACCAGACAAGUUCAGGAUUUAUAAGGAACUGGAUGACGAUAUUCCAGCAUAUCCAGAUGACUUCAUUGUGGCCAAGUAUUCCAUCUUUUAUAAGGAUGACAGCAGAACUUUGUGUGUGUUGGAGCUCCAGAGUGCCAAGGGAAAGAAGGGGCAGCACUACCGUGUGAUUCGCUACUGGAAGGACACAGUAGAAAGUGAUAUGGUGGCAUUCCCCUCAACCUCAGAGCAGGCUGUGGAGGUCUAUCAGACAUUAACUGACACCCUGCUGGCUUCGGGUCUGCACCCAAGGACUUCAAUCCCUCUGCAGGAACGAAACCUUGGCUCGCAUGCCCUGCACCAGCGGCUGCUGGAGGAGAAGCUGAAUGCUGGAGCCAUCUCACAAGAUGUGGCUGUCUUUGUGGAGCUGUUGUGGACAGAGGCCCUUGGUUGCCUUGGAAACAUCCUCCGAGUACCUGUUAACAAACUCAGCCUCAUUGAUGUGAGCAGAGCAGAAGGCUUCUUAAUCCAAGCACAGAGGAAACUAAAGGAGGGCAACUAUGAUGGAGCGGUUUCUCUUCUGGUUGAAGUUUACACACUGCUGCCACACAUAACAUCCAAUGUAGCUUGCGAUGCCAAACACAUCUCCCAAAAACUGGAUCUCUGUCAGAUGAUUCGAGACAUCCUGAACGUGAGUGAGAUGACUCUGAGAAGCCCUGCCCCUUCCUGCAUUGGCAAGUUUCGUGCCCUGAGGUGCAGCAUUGAAACUAUUGAGCCCAGCUGCCGCGAAUACCAUAACGUGUUGUCUCUGCUCCAUGAGAGCACCAUGCACAUCCAUCAGGUGCUGCGUGUCAGCAGAGCUGUGGAACUUCAGACCUUGAAGAGCAAGCUGGGCAACAUAAAGUCCCUCCUUCAUUCCUCCAGUGCCAGCAACUUUGUUGGAAUUCUGUCACGUGGUUUGCUGCUACCUUGUGUUGGAGUUGAGCAUCAUGGGAUUGAACGAACAGAUGCUGGGAGUCUUGGAAAUGGCAUAUAUUUCAGCGAUAGCAUAAGCACCUGCUUAAAGUACUCGAAGCCCAGUACUACGGAUGGCUCUCGGCUCCUGCUGGUGUGUGACGUAGCCCUGGGACGCUGCCUGGAUCUUCACCAGAGAGACUCCACAUUAACUCGGGCCCCUGAGGGACACAACAGUGUGCACGCUGUCCGCCGCACGUCCACAAAUCACUCUGAGUUUGAGGAUGAUGAGUACGUGGUGUACAGUCCAGAGCAGGUCAAGCUGAAAUAUGUUGUACGGUUCAGCAUCGAUGGAGACCAACUGAAAGUCUUCAGUCCAGCUGUUGACUCCUCUACUGAAUCUUGUAUGCCCCCUGCUGACUUAGUAUUCUUUCCUGAUGAUGAUAAUGAUGAUGAUGACAUUGGAAGCAUAAAGAACCCAUUGGACAACGUGACUGGAGGACUGCUGGACAACGCAGGCCAGCAGCUUCCCCUGCUGGCCGUGCAUGUAAAGUGCAAGUUGAUGGAUUUGCUCUCUCAUGUUAUCAUCUUCCAAAAGUACACCAAUCGGAGCGAUGUAGCCAUUGAGGCCAAGUAUGUCUUCCCUUUGGAUGAUUACGCAGCCGUGUGUGGUUUUGAGGCCUUCAUUAAUGGGAAACAUGUGGUGGGACAGGUGAAGGAGAAGGAGCAGGCUCAUAAGGAGUACAAGCGGGCUAUAGAGAAGGGCCAUGGAGCCUACCUCAUGGACCAGGAUGCACCAGACGUUUUCACCAUCAAUGUGGGCAACCUGCCAGCAGGCGCCAGUGUACUCAUUAAAGUGACCUUUGUGUCUGAGCUCAUCGUCAAGGAUGGGAGUGUUUUUUUCACCCUGCCUGGUAGUGUUGCACCAUGGCAGGAAAAUGCAGCCUUCAACCAGACUACGCAGGUGACUGUGGACAAAGUAUGUGUGACGGAUAAUGCAACAAGUACAAGAGAGUUCAACCUUGACAUGUCCAUUGAGAUGCCAUAUCAGAUCAGCAGCCUGCAAUGUAUCACACACCAAGUUAAGAUCAAGAGGACCAACUGCAAGGCAGUGGUGAGUGUGCUGCCAGGGCAGGUCAUGACUCCAGAAGGGUUCCAGCUAUCAGUCACCCUGUCAGAAGUUAAUCUUCCCAGGAUGUGGGUGGAAAGACACCCUAACAAGGACAGCCAGGCCUGCAUGUUAGUUUUUUACCCUAACUUUGAGAUGAAACCCAGUUCUGGAGCCAAUGAAGUUGUCAUUUUGCUGGACACUUCUGAGUCCAUGCGUGGAGAGCCUCUUCUCUGGGCACAGAAGAUUGCCCAGCAUGCCAUUAAAAUCCUCAAGGGUGACCUUAAAAUCAACAUCGUCUUGUUUGGCACAGAUCACACACAAGCUUUCUUGACAGCGCAGCCACUUGAAGAAGCUAGACAGACUGCUGAGAACUUCAUAAAGUCCAUUUCGCCAGUCGGAGGCAGCACUGAGCUUUGGCGGCCCCUGCAAGCUCUUCCCCUGCUGCCUCCAUCCAGUGGCAUCCGCAAUCUUUUCCUGCUGUCCGAUGGCCACCUCCAGAAUGCCGAGGUCACCAUGAAGCUGCUCAGGGACAAUGUUGAACAUAGCCGCCUCUUCACAUGUGGCAUCAGCUCCACAGCCAAUAGACACAUGCUGAGAACGCUGGCUCAGGCAGGGUGUGGAGCCUAUGAAUAUUUUGAUGCCAAAAACAAGCACAAGUGGGCAGGGAAGGUGGCAUGUCAGGUGAAGCGCAUGGCCUCUCCUGGCUGCAGUUCUGUUUCAGUCAAGUGGCAGCAAUUCAACCCAUCAGCACCUCCUCCUGUGCAAGCCCCUAAGCAGCUCCAUGCACUCUUCAACGAUUGCCCCACACUGGUCUAUGGCUUCGUGCCACACUGCACACAGGCUACCCUGCUUGGAAACCUUAGCGGCCAGGAGCUUAGAACCAUGGUGUCCACUAAUGAACUGCAGAAGACCAGGGGCACUUUUCUUCACAAGUUGACAGCGAGAGCUCUCAUCAGAGACUAUGAAGAUGGAAACUUGGCUUCCAACGAAGCUGAACAUGAGGGGAUGAAAAGCCAGUUGAAGUCCUUCAUCAUUAACUUGAGCAAAGAGUUCUCCAUCACCAGCUUUGUUGCCAUUGACGAAAGGGAGCCAAUUCAAGCAGAGAACGGCUUUACGGAUAUCCCCAAGUUGUUGGCAGAAGAAGAUGUGGACAUCCUCCCCUACAUCAACUGGACAUUUCCUCAGAGCGGCAUAGAAGAUGAGGAGGAGGAGGAGAAGGAGGAGGAGGACUAUAAUUCAGUGUCUCAAUCAGACUGCAGUCAAUUAGACUUCCGUGUGUCACCAGAGUAUUUUCCCACGAGUCCCAGUCUAGCUCCAUCCCCUUCAGGAGGGUUCGGUCAUAUUACUUGUGCCUUUGAUGCGCUACCAAAGACAAUAUGCUGCAAUUUGAAGCCCAUUUCAGCUGAAUUUGGACCAAUGAAACCCAAAGUUUCCCAUCCUUCGCAUAAUGUUGGGGUUGACCUUUCAACUUCACUUCAAUUUUUUGAUGCUCCUCCACUUUCUGAUGAAACUAGUCCUCCAAAUGUAAAGAAACCAACACCAGUGAGCCUAUCAGUUAUUCCUCCUGCACCACUUCCUGUUAACCAUCCUUUGCCUGGUGUUCCUCCACCUCUUCCCCAGCCUUCCUUUGUUGCUCACCCACUCCCAUAUUAUGGGAGAAGAAGAAUCAUUUCUUCUCCUUCACCUGGCACCCCAUCAUUUGUUCCUCCUCCACCAUCACCUGUUGACUGUCUUUUAUUUGCUCCACCUCCAUCUGUUGCUCAUUCCCUUCCAUAUUUUGUGCAUCCAUCUUCUGCUCUUCCAUCACCACCUCCACCUGACGGCCCAUCAUUCAUUCCUCUUCUACCACCACUACUUCUUGGACAUCCUUUAUCUUGUGCAUAUCCACCUCUUUCUGUUGGCCAUCCAACAUCUGUUGCUUUUCCACCACCAUCCUCAUCUCCACUUGCCAGUGUAUUAUUCGAUGCUUCUCUACCACCAGCUAGCCAUACAUCCGUCACACUUUUUGGAAGUUCAACUCCGUCACUUGGCCUGGCUGCAUCCACGUAUGACAAAAACGGUGGCUCACUGCUCCCACAACAUCAGACACAUGUUAUUUCAGGCCACCUUGGUGGAGAUAUAUGUGAGCAGUUAUCCAAGAGAGUAAUUCGAGGUGAAUCGUUUCGGCUUUCUAAAGCGAACAAGAAAACAAUAUUCCAAGACAAAACUUCAAUCCAGUGUGAAAACAAAGUUGGUUUUUCAUUUCUGGGCCUAGCUGCAAGCAAGGCUGCACUUGCUGAAGUGCAACAAGGAAAUGAUCUCAGAAACAGAAGUUUCAACUUCACUUCAGCCAUGCCAAAAUUUGAAGUAGCUCAUCGCCCUUCUUUGACCACAUUUGGCAGUGCCACCUCUUGCGAGUCAUCCGGCAGUCUCAAUUACGCAAUGCAUAUGUUGAAAUGGUCAAAAAUCUUCUCAAUGCAGACUUCGGAUGGCUACUGGGAGUUGACCACAGAACUGGGCAAAUGCGUCAACAUUGACCUUGAUCUCUUUGCCAAUGUGUUCCUCGAAAGGAAAGGCAUCCGCUCCCUCGGCCUAAAAGCCCGUUCUAACAUUCUGAGGCUCCUGGCAACUCUUCUGGUCCUGCAAUUGAUGCGGUUGGAGAAGCUUCCGGAAGGUGCACUGCUGCGCACACUCUUCUGUCUAGAAGAGACUCCAGUCAGGCCACCCUGCUGGCAGAAUGUGAAGAAGGCGGUUGACUGGGUUCGCUGGGCCGACCGCCUUUACCCGUGCAUCUGCAGCCGUCUGGAGUUCGGUUUCACGUGGGAGUCAGCCACGCGCCAAAUGCUGAGCUAUGGUGGCCUCCCUGCCUUCUCGCCUCUUGCCGGCCUUGAGCUGAGGAGGAACAUAUCCGCCACCGUUCCUCCUGUGCCUGCCACUCCCUGACCCCCAAAUGCGUUCCUUGCAAGCCUGCCCAUCUCCAGAGCUUUCCAACCUGGACACAGCCCAUGAAACCUCCUCACCUCACAGCAAUUACCUGCCUCCAACCAAAUCUCCUGUGAGCACUGUAUCACACUCCUCUCCAGGACCCGGGGACCAUGGGCAUCGCUGCUCAGCUCCUCCUCAUCUUCUUCCUUCAUCCAAUCAGCUCGGCCAACGGCACCACACCAACAUGCAAAAUCAUAUG
This is a messenger RNA of Syngnathoides biaculeatus (alligator pipefish), 5531 nucleotides long. It is a transcript of the gene parp4, whose product is annotated as poly (ADP-ribose) polymerase family, member 4. The record is from RefSeq and is a predicted model, not a curated record. Gene Ontology annotation, molecular function: NAD+ poly-ADP-ribosyltransferase activity. NCBI's taxonomy places the organism in Eukaryota, Metazoa, Chordata, Actinopteri, Syngnathiformes, Syngnathidae.